AUGUGGCAGCUUUUAGCAGCAGCAUGCUGGAUACUUAUUCCUGGACUCAUAUAUGGUUGUGAUAAGAAAGGAAGCAUCACAAAUCCUGAAGCAUAUAUGAAUAUUGUAAGUCAUUCCCAGAUUAUUUCUUACUGGGGUUAUCCUUAUGAAGAGUAUGAUGUUGUCACAGAAGAUGGUUAUGUCCUCGGAAUUUAUAGGAUUCCUCAUGGAAGAGGAUGCCCAAGGGGAACAGCUCCAAAGUCUAUUGCGUAUUUGCAGCAUGGCUUAAUUGCAUCUGCCAGUAACUGGAUUUGCAACCUGCCAAACAACAGCUUGGCUUUCCUUCUGGCAGAUGUUGGUUAUGAUGUGUGGUUAGGGAACAGCCGGGGAAACACCUGGUCCAGAAAACACCUGAAAUUGUCACCCAAAUCACCAGAAUUCUGGGCCUUCAGUUUGGAUGAGAUGGCUAAAUAUGAUCUUCCAGCCACAAUCAAUUUUAUCAUAGAGAAAACUGGACAGGAGCAACUCUACUACGUGGGACACUCCCAAGGCACCACCAUAGGUUUCAUAGCAUUCUCUACAAAUCCAGAACUGGCUGAAAGGAUUAAGAUAUUUUUUGCACUGGCUCCAGUUGUCACCGCAAAAUACACCAAAAGUCCUAUGAAAAUAUUAACAACUCUUUCCAGGCAAGUAGUCAAGGUAUUGUUUGGUGACAAAAUGUUCCACCCACAUACAUUGAUUGACCAGUUCAUUGCCACCAAGGUGUGCAGCCGGAAGCUAUUCCAUCAUAUUUGCAGCAACUUGCUAUUUACUUUCAGUGGAUUUGAUCCAAAAAAUUUAAACACGAGUCGUUUGGAUGUGUAUUUGGCACAGAACCCCGCGGGAACAUCUGUUCAGAAUAUGCUGCACUGGGCCCAGGCAGUUAAUACUGGUCGGCUUCAAGCUUUUGAUUGGGGAAACCCAGAUCAGAACAUGAUGCACUUCCACCAGCGUACACCUCCUUUAUACAACGUUACUAAGAUGAAAGUUCCAACAGCAAUAUGGAGUGGUGGACAUGACAUUGUGGCUGAUCCCAAGGAUGUUGAAAAUUUACUCCCUAAAAUUGCCAAUCUUAUUUAUCACAAGAUGAUUCCACACUAUAAUCAUGUGGAUUUUUACCUUGGACAGGAUGCACCCCAGGAAAUUUACCAAGACCUAAUUAGAUUGAUGGAGGAAUGUUCACAAAAUUAAAUACGCUUUCCUUUCUGUAAGCAAGUGGGCUU
This is a messenger RNA of Cynocephalus volans (Philippine flying lemur), 1241 nucleotides long. RefSeq names its product lipase family member K (gene LIPK). NCBI's taxonomy places the organism in Eukaryota, Metazoa, Chordata, Mammalia, Dermoptera, Cynocephalidae. The record is from RefSeq and is a predicted model, not a curated record. Gene Ontology annotation, molecular function: hydrolase activity, acting on ester bonds. Bases 1 to 1209 code for a protein of 402 amino acids. The transcript has 9 exons. Gene Ontology annotation, biological process: lipid metabolic process.